Fusarium graminearum PH-1 is the source of this 3153-nucleotide messenger RNA. RefSeq lists its product as uncharacterized. The transcript has 2 exons. NCBI's taxonomy places the organism in Eukaryota, Fungi, Ascomycota, Sordariomycetes, Hypocreales, Nectriaceae. The record is from RefSeq and is a predicted model, not a curated record. The coding region runs from base 1 to 3153 and encodes 1050 amino acids.
AUGUCAACCACAAACAUCCCUUCGAAGCCUACUCGCCGCCGUCCUGGUCGGCCUAGAAAGCAGCAACACCCUCAAGCCUCUGUCACACCUCCAAGUGCACCAGACCAAGCUUGUCCUUCAACCGCUACCCAACUCUCUGACGCACCUCCCCAGCGUACUACAGAGCCUGUGAACACACCCUAUCCUCAAAUUUACCCUAACUACCCGUUCUCUUUUUAUACCGACGUGUCAGGAUCUGGCGAUCCCUUUAUAGACAGCAACACCGGCCCUGGAUUCGACUACACGGGCGAUCUUGAGAACACAAACCUAGAUCUUACCCAAGGUUUCCCUGCUUUGGGCCUUUCAACUGCGCUGAGAUCUCUUUCUUCUGCACUUGAAACUACACCCAUCGAUCCCCAGCUAUCUUCCGUUGACACCCAGGUCUCAACCUCUACUGAAACUGCAGCUUCCCAGCCCCAGACUAACCCUACAACCGACGCCGCCUUGUCUUCCACAUCGCAGGCCACUACCCAAGAGCAUCGUCAGCCCACGAUUGAAGAGGAGGUCUUGGCUCUAUCCGCCGCCAUUGUAGGUGAAUCAAGCCAAUCUGCAACUCCAGCCCAGCCUACUACUGUCCCUGAGGGUCCCUCAGAGCAAGCUCCUCCAGCUACAAGCAAGCGUGCGCAAAAGGCACCACCAAAGCAACCUCGGAAGAGAAAGGCUGACCAAGUCGACGGUCAAUCUACUUCUGGGCCAGCUACCAAGAAGCAAGCCACUGAAUCUGCCAAGGAGAAGUCCAACGAGGCUCCCAAAGAGCCGCCCAAGAACCCUCGCAAGCGAAAGGCCGACCAAGUUGACGGUCAAUCUGCUCCAGCAACAGCUGCGAAGAAGACAGCUACUGAGAAGUCCAAGGAGACAUCCGAGGAACAGUCUCAAGAUACAUCCAAGGAGCAGUCCCAGGCAGACUCUUCGGACAACCCAGAACCUCAAUUCCGCGCCUCGUUUAAGGAGGACAGGAGUAACCGACUCUCGCGUUGGGCACAUUCAUUUGCCGAGACGGUUGCAAAGAACCAAUUUGACGCUCUUGAUUACCUUGAGAUUUUUCAGCCCGAUACUGUAGCGCAGCAAGCCGCCUCACAGGAAGCCGCCUCACAGCAGUCCGCUAAAGGUCAGCCCGCCGUAGACCAACCUGCCGGAGACAAACCUACCGGAAAGAAGCCUGCCGGAAAGAAGUCGGUCGUAAAGAAGUCUGCUAGAAACCAGUCUGCCGAGAGCCCUGCUGAGAACCAACCUGCCGAGAACCAACCUGCCGGAGAACCAACGACCAAUAUGCAGGCUAACGAGCAAACCCAAGGUGUACCUAACCCCAAUGAGCAGCCUGUAGAUCCCGCCAUCAAAUCUCCAGGGCACUACGCCGAAAAAGAGGCACGACGCUGCAUCAAGGUUGGCGGCAUUAAUUUUCAACGUGCGGGUUUGGGACUUCCCCAUGGGCUUGGUGCAGAAGAGAACAACCGUCGAGUUUCGUUCCUCGAAGCGGAACUCAAACUUCAAAAGGGCAGGGCCCCUAUCUUGCCCCCUUCUCAACUUGCUCAACCUGACCCGAAGCCUUUCACUCCAAAGGCGUAUCAGGUACCUGACAACGUCACCGAUACUCGUGUUCUCGAGUUCUUCAGAAAGAAGAACAUUGACCUGUGUACUAAAAAUAAACAAGUUGACCUCGAACGGAACAAUCAAGCGGCUAAGGGCACGCGGUCCCGCCGUGAAGAGGCUCUUGAUGCGCACCGCGAACUUGCGAACAACAUGGCAGUUGAACUCAACUGGUGGCGCCUCAAGGCCAUUGCGAAUGGUGCUGACUUCAGAGAAUGGGAUGUUGUACCCCCAACUGUCAAGCAAUGCAUGUUAAACGAGAUGAAUGAGAGAGUAAAAAAGCUGGAAGAAGCCGCGGCAAAGACAGCUAAGAAGAACAAGUCAGCCGCUCACUCCGCUAGAACCAAAAGGAACUCGCGUCUGUCCAAGGAGGAUGAGGCCAGGAAAAAGCUAGAGGUUCAGGAAGUGAUCGCUGCUUUUGCUGCCAAAGACUGGGCUACGAUAAAGAAGAUGUCGGAUCCCGAAUACAAAGCAAAGCGUCCGAGAGCUCCUCGUAACACUGCCGCCAGUCGCAGGAAUAGAGCAAGUGUCGCUGAUGAAGACACUGAAACUAGCACCGCGGCCAACACGACUGAGGCUGACACUACCGAGAACGUGGCAGAAACUACCAACACUGGUGUUACCACCACCAUGGCUACGGACGACAUGCUUCCUGACACCGCACCUUCUGAUGACAUGGCUACUGGCAACAUACCCUCUAACAACAUGCCUGUUGAUAACGCGGAGUUCGGUGGCACGGAGUUCGGCAGCAUGGAUUUUGACAAUCCUUCUUAUAACAUGCCGACAAACAUGCCUGAGAUGCCUUCUACCGACAUGACUUCUGACAACACACUUGGUUUUGGUAACGUUUCUUCAUUUAACACCAGCGUUGCGCCUGCUCAGUUCAACGCGGUUCCUGACCCUAUGUAUGGCGGCGUCCCUGUUGAGCAUCCUACCUACAUUAACCCCCAAAUCAAUGCUUUCGGAAGUGUCUACACUCAACAGCAGCAACCCUCUGAUCUUCCUCAGGGAACCGGUGACUGUCAUGAGCUAAGACGACAGCCUUCCAACGUCACCAUGCUUGAUGCUCAGUCCGAUCCGUUUCAGUCAAUCGACCCCAACAUGGGUGGUACGAUGAACGAAACUUCCCCCUAUUGGGAGACUCCCAACGCUCCUCCUAGUCAUGGUUCACUUCCUCCCAACAUAGACCCCAGCCUUCUAGGUACUAUAGGAAAUGAAAGCACUCUUCCCCCUAACAAUAUGAGCCACAACAUCCAUGGUCCUCUGGGAGAUCCUAGUCUUCUCCUACCUAACGACAUCGGUCAGAGCUCGGAGGGUCUCGCAAACAGUGUCCUAUGGUACAGUGAGGAAGAAGCCCUUGUCAGGGCGUUCCUUCCCAGCCUUUCGAGAAACACGAAUCAGAACACGUCGACCACCAACGAUAAGAAGACCACUGAUCAAGUUGACACCAAUGCUAACACCUCCUCCAAGUACCCCGACCCUGACGAGGACUUUAACUUUUCUCGAUACAUCAACUUCUCCCCCUGA